AUGAUUCAAGUUCUGUACAACUCUGACUUUCUUCAAAAUACAUCGUUCCAUGCCCUGCAAGCCAUUGUCAUCUCAACCGAGGCGGCUCAUAUCCUCGGUUUGAGUCAGCUCAACGCAACUUUAUUCAACGCUGCCGUCCGCAUCGCCGAAUGCCUCGGCGUCCACAAGAUUAAGGACCAUCCAACUUCAUCAGCGCAAACAGAAGAACAGUGGGCUGAGCGAGUGGAGCGCGAGGUCGGCAAGAGGGUCUGGUGUCAAAUGGUGAUCCAAGACCAUUUUGCCAUCCCUUUCACUGAUACAUACAGCAUCUCCCCAGCCCAUUUCUCCACAAGCGUUCCGCUGAAUGCAGAUGAUCAUGAUCUACUGGGAAUGCCAACAAAUAUUCCCACAGUCAGUUCAUUUGCCCGCGUUCUGGCGAAGCUAGCGGCUCUGAUGCCAGAGCUAGCCGAUGGACUGGGUCCGAUGCGACAACGAAAGCCACACCAGGAACAGUAUCUUCAUGUCAUGAGAAUUGAUCAGAAGAUGAAGGCUAUUGUGAAAGAUAUACCGUCAUUUCUACUCCGGCCGGAUAGGGAGAAAGACGCGCAAGUGCCAUGGUUACCAAUUGCUCGAAGAAGCUUUGCCAUUACAACAGCCGAGAAAAUCAUCAUGGUCCAUCGGCCUUUCCUUUUCCACGCUUUUGUUUCGCGGUUGUAUGGCUAUACAAGACGUACCUGCGUGGCAGCCGCAACAACAAUACUGCGCGAACACGCAAAGCUAACAGAAGACGAUAACCCUUCGAUUUGGACCCACACGGCAUUUUGCAUCACCGCAGCGGUUAUUCUCUGCUUUGAAUUGAAUGCAACCUCAGAUACUCCAACCACUACCACCGAAACCUACAAGGCAGCCAUCACUGCGGCUCGGUCUCGACUUGCGAUGCGGGAGGGCGAUGUGCUUGCUCACCGAGGCGUUGCGCUAAUUGAUACCAUUUUUUAUUCUGAAGAUUCAAGCCCAAAUACCGACAACUUGAUCGAUUUCAAUCGCGCCUGUGCACAAUUCUCGACUUUGACGCUGAAGUCGACUUCUGACGAGUUGCACCUUUAUGGGGUAUCGGGAGAUUCGGUCGAAGACAACAUUGAAACGUAUGAUCAUUUGAAUCUGGAAUCCGAUGUCGGUUUUGAAUUUGAUACCUGGUUCAACGGCAUUUUCCACGGUGUGGGAGGGUGA
Messenger RNA from Penicillium riverlandense, 1206 nucleotides. Its product is annotated as fungal specific transcription factor domain-containing protein. The coding region runs from base 1 to 1206 and encodes 401 amino acids. Lineage: Eukaryota; Fungi; Ascomycota; Eurotiomycetes; Eurotiales; Aspergillaceae. The record is from RefSeq and is a predicted model, not a curated record. The transcript has a single exon.